AUGACAUCUCCGGGUCUCAGUGGUGAUCACCGCCCAAACGAUGUCGCGACACGAGCCGAUGAAAGUGCUGCAACAAGGCGGGCAAAGAGGAACAGGGCAACCAUUGCAUGCACAAAUUGCCGACAGCGCAAAUCGCGUUGUGAUGGCUUACGACCAAAAUGUUCCGUUUGCAAAGAUUACAGCCUAGAAUGCGCAUAUUCAAAUACAAGCACUCUUACUAAGAACUCUGUUUCCAAAGGACUUAUAGAAGCACUCGAAGCUCGGCUCACACGUCUCGAAAAUGGUUUUACUGGAAUGUCUACCAGAGUAAACAAGAUCGAAGAUCUCCAGAACAAGGGAACUACACAUAUAUCCUCCGUAUCGCAUGCAUCUGGAAUCCCUAGUGAUCUCCCACUUUCGCAGGCGGAGGAUAGUGCAAGAACUUUAGCUGAACUUGAAGAUCCGACUGAUGGAAUGGGCUCAAUGAUUUUUACAGAUGAAGAAGACUUGCGAUUCUUUGGACCAUCCUCUAACAUUGCGUUCACACGUCGUAUCGUUACAUUAACAACUGCGAUCCUGAAAAAGGCUGCAUCAAUGGGUGGUCCAAUAUCACCUGAAGAAUACACUAUAACAAGUCACAUCCCGCGCAUAUCCCGGCCUCCAUCUCCGAUACCGAUUCUUACUGAUCAUUCUGACGCCGCUUCAAUUGGAACAGAACCGUUCAUACUGCCACCGCAACAAGACACUCACCAUCUUAUAGAGCUUUACUUUAGUUCAACUGGAACUCUCUUUCCAUACAUCGACAAAGACGGUUUUCUUCAGACUUAUCGGCAGCUUACUUCAACAAACAUGGUUUCUGUGCGGAGAUCAUGGCUUGGCUUACUUAACGUAAUUCUUGCAAUGGCAACAAAUGCCAAUACAGGUUAUGAUGCAACGCUAUCUGCGCAGGAGCGUACGUCCAAGUCAAAUGUCUACUUUCGCCGCGCUUCGGUUCUUUGCGAUCGACAAAUACGGCAUGGCACAAGUGUCGAGAUCGUCCAACUCUUGCUCUUGAUGAGCCAGUAUCUUCAAGGUUCGGAACGUUCGAUUGAGACGUGGAAUCUCCACGGUCUUGCUGUGAAGGCAGCUUAUCAAUUAGGGUUGCACUCUUCGGAUGCUCUCCAGCAGUAUCCGCCUCGAGAACGAGAGUUCCGUAAACGAACUUGGUAUGGAACACUCAGUAUGACGAUGGGACGUCCCAUUUCUAUCCCAGAGCACUUCGUCAAAAUCGAACUUCCCCAGAUUCUUGCGGACUCAGAACCAGAAGAUGAAGUGAGUGUGCAGACUGGGUCCCUAACAAGCUCCAGAACCCUUUACCGGAUAAUGACAGAUGUCUUUGAUGUUCUAUACGGAAGCAAUCUGGGAUGUGAUUCUAUCUAA
Molecule: messenger RNA, 1398 nt
Organism: Bipolaris zeicola 26-R-13
Lineage: Eukaryota; Fungi; Ascomycota; Dothideomycetes; Pleosporales; Pleosporaceae
Exons: 7
Coding region: 1-1398 (465 amino acids)
Biological process (GO): DNA-templated transcription; positive regulation of transcription from RNA polymerase II promoter by galactose
Cellular component (GO): nucleus
Molecular function (GO): RNA polymerase II cis-regulatory region sequence-specific DNA binding; DNA-binding transcription factor activity, RNA polymerase II-specific; zinc ion binding
Source: RefSeq, a predicted model, not a curated record